AUGUCCGAUAGUGUCGAGGUCGGAACUGUGAAAACGCAUUCAACUGAAAAGGAAUCGUCACAGUUGAGUGAGAAAACUAAAGCAACUGUGGUCAGCGACACGAAAAAAACGUCAAAAGAAGAUGAUUUGAAGAAAAUGCCAAAGCCAAAGGUUUGUUUCGUCAUGAUUGGAUCAGUCAUUCGUGUGUAUGUGUGUGUGUGUGCUUUAAUGUUGCUUAAUGACCAGAAAAGAAAGCUUUUUCGUGCUAAUAUCGUAAUUACAUAUCGUUUGUUAUGUAUUCAUCGUAACUGA
Anisakis simplex (herring worm) is the source of this 291-nucleotide messenger RNA. NCBI's taxonomy places the organism in Eukaryota, Metazoa, Nematoda, Chromadorea, Rhabditida, Anisakidae. The record is from the annotation of a GenBank genome assembly.